Durusdinium trenchii is the source of this 552-nucleotide messenger RNA. NCBI's taxonomy places the organism in Eukaryota, Dinophyceae, Suessiales, Symbiodiniaceae. The record is from the annotation of a GenBank genome assembly.
GUAGCGGGCCUGCCGUGCUGGGACUUCAGCAUUGCUGGGAAGAGAAGAAUGGAAGAGGGUCCCACGAACACUGCCUUCAUUACACAUGCAAAGCGCAUGGUGGAGAAGGAAAAGCUACGGAUCCAAAUGAUCAAGCUCCUUUACGGGGAGCAUUACAACAUCAAGAAGCUCAUGACUGAAACAAACGAUGCUGGUCACUCUGGUACUUCUCGUGAAAGGAUUUACCUCAUACUGAGCCACAAGAAGAAGACGAUCGAAAUUGCAGACCCAGUGGCACUGUAUGAAAAGAUCUCACAGAUCAUGCGGAGGUCAGUGCAAACGGCCCCAUCCGACUACAUGAUCUCCUCAGAUGGUGAGGUUUUGCGGGAAGCUGCACAACUCGCCAUAAAGAGAGGUAUCCCGGCACCAGCUAUGGGGACAAUGGAAGUGCCAAUCAAAGACAUCAAUCGGGCUUCCAGCGUUGCUGGAAAUGCUAUGCACUUUGGAGUGGUGGGGUUGGUGCAAAUGACAGCGCUUGCAAGCUACCGGCUCACUGGCUCUGAGCGAGUGUAA